AUGACCGUGGCACGACUGAAUAAUUUUAUUGCUGCUGAUCCGGAUGUGAAAGCACUGGGUCUUUUUAACGAAGGGCAAGGUGGUUAUGAAUUGCCGAAAGAAAAAACUAAUGCCGAAAAUAAUCUCCACAUUUCCCAAAAAGGAGCCUAUUUACUAGACUUUUUCUAUAAAAAAAGCAAAGAUGGUAAAGGUUAUCCCUUUAAUCCCGACAAAUUAACUGACCCUAACAUCCAUUUUUGUCAAAUUGGGAAAAAAAGCGUCAAGAGAUUUGUUAAGAGUGGUUUAAUGGGAAAAGUUAAGGAAGUUGAAGAAGUUAUCGAAGUAAUUGGCGGUGAUAAAGGAAACUCCGGGCAUUUAGCGAUUGGCACGGGAAUUGGCAAAACUACUAAAUUAAUCAAUUGUUUAGUAAAAGCCAAAGGAGAAGUCGAAAUGGCUUACUGUUUAAGAGGAAAGCCUACUGAACGAGCCACCGAAGAAGAAAUUAAAGAGGGCAAGCAUGACCCCGAAAUGAAAUCACUUUACAAAUCUCACGGAGGCUACCCCGUAGCCAAAAACGACCUUGCUUACUGGUAUAACUCUAACACCGGACAAAAAGAAGGUUUAGAAGAAAAUAAAAAAGACUUAAAGCAAAAAGUCAAAGCAAAGCAAAUCCCUAAAGAAGAUACGAUUGUCGUUUUUGACGAAGCCCAUUUUAAUGAUGCCGGUUAUCAAGCCUUACAAUUCGAAAUGAUUAGAGCGGGCUAUAACUGUUUAAGAAUGUCGGCUACUUUUGCCGGAGCCGAGUUUUCCACCACUUCCUCUUUUCCAAUGAAGCGGGUAUUCAGUGGUAAAUUAGACCCUAAUAUGCCCGUCAGUUUAGAAGAAAGAAUUCAAACCGGAACUACUUGGAUUUUUGGCAAAAACUUGGAACUUAAUGAUGAACAAAUAAGAGCCUUGGGGAGUAAUGUCUCCUAUAUGGUUUACACUCCGGAAUUUGACGAAAACUGUGAAGAUAUUUCGCACGGUCGUCCGAAAGGCUCCGCCGAUAAUGUGGAUGGGAGUAAAGAAAUGGGUUAUACUCCCGGUAUUGACACCGUAAUUUGUUUAGGAGCUACCGAAACUACUAAUUUAGGCAAAUACUUUACUGAAUCAGAACCCACUUUGGGCUUUACGCAAAUUUCUAGUUUAGUUCAACAAAUGGGACGAGUUUCUCGAAUUAAGUAUGGUUUAGCGAUUACUCUCACUAAAGAGUGUGGAGAAAUUGACUUGUUGGAUAAUGUUAGUGCUGCCAUGGUGAAAUCCACUUUUGACGGCAACAUUAAACAAAUUAAUGACAAAGAAUAUAAGCAAAUUUACGAUGUUGACAUUUUGCGAGGUGCUUUAGCCUACCCUGACCCCAAAACUUUCGGCAAAGCCCCCGAAGAAAUCUUAAUGGGCUUAAAAAUUACCAAAGACCAACAAAGCAAAAAAGAAAAAUUAGCCAAAUUAGUUUGA
Entrophospora sp. SA101 is the source of this 1473-nucleotide messenger RNA. The record is from the annotation of a GenBank genome assembly. NCBI's taxonomy places the organism in Eukaryota, Fungi, Glomeromycota, Glomeromycetes, Entrophosporales, Entrophosporaceae.